Messenger RNA from Pterocles gutturalis (yellow-throated sandgrouse), 2299 nucleotides. It is a transcript of the gene TM9SF4, whose product is annotated as transmembrane 9 superfamily protein member 4. The annotation marks the transcript as partial. Gene Ontology annotation, cellular component: membrane. Lineage: Eukaryota; Metazoa; Chordata; Aves; Pterocliformes; Pteroclidae. The transcript has 17 exons. The record is from RefSeq and is a predicted model, not a curated record. Gene Ontology annotation, biological process: protein localization to membrane.
GAAAGGUUAAGAUACGUGCUGGUCUCGCUGUUGGUGCUGCACGGUACAGACUCCUUCUACGUGCCUGGCGUGGCUCCCAUCAACUUCCACCACAAUGACCCCGUGGAAAUAAAGGCUGUGAAGCUCACCAGCUCACGAACCCAGCUGCCGUACGAGUACUACUCGCUGCCCUUCUGCCAGCCCACCAAAAUCACGUACAAGGCGGAGAAUCUGGGUGAGGUUCUUCGGGGGGACAGAAUUGUAAAUACACCUUUCCAGGUUUCCAUGAACGUGGAGAAGAAAUGUGAAGUUCUGUGCAACUUUCCCAACAAGCCGGUCACUCUGACGGUGGAGCAGAGCAAGCUGAUCGCCGAGCGCAUCAGGGAGGAUUACUACGUCCACCUCAUUGCUGAUAACCUCCCUGUGGCAACACGGCUGGAGUUCUAUUCCAAUCGUGAGGAAGAGGAGAAGAAGAAGGAGAAGGAUGUGCAGUUCGAGCAUGGAUACAGGCUUGGGUUCAUGGACGGGAACAAGUUCUACCUGCACAACCACCUCUCCUUCAUCCUUUACUACCACAGAGAGGAUGUGGAAGAGAACCAGGACCCCACCUACAGGGUUGUACGCUUCGAAGUGAUUCCCCAAAGUAUUAAACUAGAAGACCUGAAGGCUGAUGAGAAGAGUAUGUGCACGCUGCCUGAAGCAACAGGCUCUGCCCCUCAGGAGAUAGAUCCUUCGAAAGAGAACCAGCUGCUCUUCACCUAUUCUGUGCACUGGGAGGAAAGUGACAUUAAAUGGGCUUCCCGCUGGGACACCUACCUGACCAUGAGUGACGUGCAGAUUCACUGGUUUUCAAUCAUUAACUCCGUUGUGGUCGUCUUCUUCCUUUCAGGUAUUCUCAGCAUGAUCAUCAUCCGGACCCUCCGGAAAGACAUCGCCAACUACAACAAGGAAGAUGACAUUGAAGAUACGAUGGAGGAAUCUGGUUGGAAACUUGUGCAUGGAGAUGUCUUCAGGCCUCCGCAAUAUCCGAUGAUCCUCAGCUCUCUCCUGGGUUCUGGAAUUCAGCUCUUCUGUAUGAUCCUGAUCGUCAUCUUUGUUGCCAUGCUGGGGAUGCUGUCGCCUUCCAGCCGGGGCGCGCUGAUGACCACCGCCUGCUUCCUCUUCAUGUUCAUGGGGGUUUUUGGAGGAUUCUUUGCUGGCCGCUUAUACCGGACUCUGAAAGGCCAUCGAUGGAAGAAGGGAGCCUUUUGUACAGCUACCCUGUACCCGGGCGUCGUCUUCGGGAUCUGCUUUGUCCUGAACUGUUUCAUCUGGGGGAAGCACUCCUCCGGAGCGGUGCCUUUCCCGACCAUGGUGGCCUUGCUCUGCAUGUGGUUCGGGAUCUCCCUGCCCUUGGUCUACCUGGGUUACUACUUCGGAUUUCGGAAGCAGCCGUAUGACAAUCCUGUGCGGACAAACCAGAUUCCCAGGCAGAUCCCAGAGCAGAGGUGGUACAUGAAUAAAUUUGUCGGGAUUCUCAUGGCUGGUAUUCUGCCUUUUGGAGCCAUGUUCAUUGAGCUGUUCUUCAUUUUCAGUGCGAUCUGGGAGAACCAGUUCUAUUACCUGUUCGGCUUUCUCUUCCUGGUGUUCAUAAUCCUGGUGGUCUCCUGCUCCCAAAUCAGCAUCGUCAUGGUGUACUUCCAGCUGUGUGCUGAGGAUUACCGCUGGUGGUGGAGGACCUUCCUGGUGUCUGGAGGAUCCGCCUUCUACGUGCUGAUCUACGCCAUCUUCUACUUUGUGAACAAGCUGGAUAUUGUGGAGUUCAUUCCCUCCCUACUCUACUUUGGCUACACCGCCCUCAUGGUCUUGUCCUUCUGGCUCCUCACUGGCACCAUCGGCUUCUAUGCAGCCUACAUGUUUGUCCGGAAGAUCUACGCCGCGGUGAAAAUAGACUGAAGACGCACAGAGCCAGCAGAAAGCAGACACCUCUGACUGCGUGUCCUCCUGGGAGCCGAGGGGACAUCUGCUCCCAACUCUUUUAAGGAAACAAAAUCCAGUGGGAGAGUGACAAGAGAAAUAAAUAACUCCUCAUUUUGGAAUGUGACUUUGGCACAGUGUACAUGGAUUCUGGGCUACUUCUGGGGGGAAGAGGGGUCUGUACAUACCUUGCAUUUUAACUUUAUUAUCCUGUUCCAUAUUUGAGGGAGUUUUUUAGCAGAGAAAUAUCCCUCUGUAUAAGUAAACCCCCUUUUUGCUAAUUCAUCCUUUUUUUUUUUUUUAUGUUGAUGCCGAAUGGAUUUGAGACAGCAGUGGAAACACUUGUGAAAACGUUUUCUUCCAG